CCCAUCAGCAACGCAGAUUUUAUUGUUCCAGUGGAGAUCGAUGGUACCGUUCAUCAGGUGUAUGUGCUGAAACGACCCCAUGUGGACGAGUUUCUUCAAAAGAUGGGGGAGCUUUUUGAAUGUGUGCUCUUUACAGCCAGCCUUGCCAAGUAUGCAGACCCUGUGGCAGACCUGCUGGACCAGUGGGGCGUGUUUCGAGCGCGGCUUUUUAGAGAAUCCUGCGUUUUUCACAGAGGGAACUACGUCAAAGACCUCAGCCGGCUGGGACGAGAGCUCAGCAACGUCAUCAUUGUUGACAAUUCACCCGCCUCUUACAUUUUCCACCCUGAAAAUGCUGUCCCUGUCCAAUCCUGGUUUGACGACAUGAAUGACACAGAGCUCCUGGACCUGCUGCCUUUCUUUGAGGGACUCAGCAAAGAAGAGGAGGUUUACGGAGUCCUGCAGAAUCUGAGAGGCAGGUAGCAGGACACACCACAGCACCCUCCUCUCUCUGUCCGUCUCUGCUCCUUCCUACAAACACGUCUCUCAGACUCAGGCAGAUCCUCCCACACGCGCCCCUCUUGUCUCUGCCCCAAGGGGACGCCUUGGAGUCUCACUGUGGAAACCUUCAUGUUUAACCCCGUCUCCGCUCUCAUGUCCUGGUGACCGGCUGCCUUCUGAGUGCCAUCAGAAAACAAAAAAACAAAAAACAAAAAAACAAACACUACAUAUCCCAGGAGCACUGUGUUUCACAAAAAAACACACACACCAGAAAGCGUACAGAGCGUCCUGAGCUGAUAAUACCGGGGACAAAAUGCCAAGAGGAAUGAACUCUGGUCUUUAUUUUCAAACCAACAAAGUUUUACUAUUCGGUGAAGUGCUUAUUUUAAAACCAAAAAAAAAAGUUUUGUCUGAAAUUUCUUUUGUGGGUACCACACAAAAGUCUGAAAAGAUUUUGUCCUCGUAUUGUUGCUAUGCAGGCAGUUUCUGGUGGUAGAAAGGACUGUGAUUCUCUUUUCUUACUGAAUGAAGUGCCUUGUGUGAAUGUUGUUUAUAUGGGAAGAUAUUUUGUACAUGGCAUAUUUCCGGAGUACUUCAGUCUUUUCACACACAAUAUGCUUUAAAGUGGACACGGAAGUAUCUUGAUAUAAAAGUUUUACUUUUUUGAGUAUCAAACGCUGGGUAAAUGUCUCCAUAAUAUUCUCUUUUUUUUCUCUCCCAGUAUGCUUGUGCCAUUAUUUAGAUGUGAUUUGUUUCUUUCUGCUUUCAUUAUACGUAGAAAUAUUUGUUUUAGGCAAAGGAGUACGUUUGCAAUUGUGAACUUUUACGCCCAACCUGCAAGUACAGUAGUUCUUUAAUAGUUUGAUCUGAAAGCUCAGAUGAAUUGUGCCAUUUAUUUUCUGUCUCUCCCCCUUUUAUCUCAU
Molecule: messenger RNA, 1403 nt
Organism: Plectropomus leopardus (leopard coralgrouper)
Lineage: Eukaryota; Metazoa; Chordata; Actinopteri; Perciformes; Serranidae
Source: RefSeq, a predicted model, not a curated record